CUCAGGGCGGAGGGUCUGUGAGGGCACGAAGGGACGGCGCCCUGGGGUCACCGUGUGGGGCGGUUCUACCUCGCCUCUCUGCUGAAGUGGGCGGUCUCUCUUCUCGCCCCCUGUUUUCAAAGUAGUUACAGUUGAGAAAAAUAAAAAUUGAGAAAAAUUCAGGGUGAACAAAAUGGUGGUCGAGUUACGAGCAGGAAGACAGCAGGCGAGCGCCUUGAGGUGCAAGGGUCGAAGAGAGCGCAGGGAGUUUUGGACCAGAAUCUGCUGGUGCUCCUGUUCUUGCAGCGUUGAGAUAAGGAGGGUUUUGAUGCCGUGGAGACACUGUGUUCCCAGCCCUCCCUGGUGACUGAAUCCCCUUUCAGCUCUAGUCCUGUGUAUAGUUAAAUCACUCCAACUCCGCCUUCCCGGUCUGUGGAAGAACGGGAGGAAGGGAAUUGUUGCAAGCCUGUUGCUAUGGCCACGUAGCAGCGGGCUGAGCUGUUUGUGUGGCUGGAAUCCUGCUGCAUCAGCUGCUGCACGCAUUUAACUGGAUUUGGAGGAUGAAGUCCAGCCUAAUGCAUUUUGUUCCCCCAGUGAGUAGGGACAGAAUAAUCUCCCAGUUUCCCAAGUGGUACACACCUGAGGCCUGUCUGCAGCUUAAGGAGCACUUCCCUGCCCAGGUCAGCACUGCCUGUCAGCAGAGCACUGCAGCAGCAGGGCUGAAAAUAUCCAAAGUGGUUGUGGUAGGAGAUCUGUAUGUUGGGAAAACCAGUCUUAUCAACAGAUUUUGUAAAGAUAAUUUUGACCGAGACUACAAAGCAACCAUUGGAGUGGAUUUUGAAAUGGAACGUUUUGAGAUAAUUGGAAUCCCAUAUCAUCUCCAGAUAUGGGACACAGCAGGUCAGGAAAAGUUCAAGUGCAUUGCAUCUGCUUACUACCGAGGAGCAGAGGUUAUAAUAACAGUGUUUGAUCUGGCUGAUAUCCAAACUUUGGAUCACACUAAACAGUGGCUAGAAGAUGCACUGAGGGAGAAUGAACCAGAUUCCAGCUUCGUCUUUCUAGUUGGAACAAAAAAAGAUCUGGUGUCAGAUGCUGUGUGUGAAAGGACAGAGCUGGAUGCCAUCCGCCUGGCCAAUGAGAUGCAGGCAGAAUAUUGGUCAGUCUCAGCCAAAACAGGGGAAAAUGUCAAAGAAUUGUUUUCCCGAGUUGCUGCCUUGGCCUUUGAACAGUCCAUGAUAAAGGAGCUGGAGAACACUCCUGGGCACAUGGCCCAAAUUGGGGCAGGAAAUCUCAUCAACCUGGAGAACAUUAUGGAAAUCCCAGAAGGCAACACUCAAGUCAACCCGAGUUGCUGCUAAUUGUCAACUGUUCCUUCAGGCACCGUGCUUCUCUGCAGCACAGCACAGAGCACCUGCAGCAGUGCAAACUCUCAGGCCAGAAACAGAGAGCUUUAAUUUGGGAAACAAGGGAGGAAAAACUUAGCCAAACUUUCCUUCUGAGAGUUCCCUUGCUGCUGCAGGCUCCUUGUGCAGGGUGGUACAAUUGUUACAUAAACCUUUCUCUGUGUAGUCGAAACACAACAUCCUUAAUGCAAGGAGACAUUGCCAGUGCCAUGUGCUCACCUGUCUGCCAGAAGUGCUUGUCGUCAAAAAUGAUGUCAUUUUAGUGUGUUGUUCUUUGAUAAUUCUCUGGAAAUCUUAGAUAGUGAAGUUGCAUUCCCAUGGGGGCAGGAAACAAGUGGCAGUUCAGAAUAAAGUUCAGAAUAAGUUUUUCCCUUUUAAAGUCAUAGCAUAAAAUAACUGUGAUCUGCUUUUGUGCAUUCCAAGUAUUUUGGAACUAUUCCAGUAAAAAUCUUUUUAAGUAUCAGGUAUGGAUACACAAAUGCAGACUGCAUAGUUUCCACUGUGGUUUCUUCAUCCAGGAAAAAUCUGUAUUAUUUUUCAUUUUCCACUUGAGAAUCAGAGCCCAGUGUUUAAGUAUUUCCAAGCCUAGAAGUCCAGGUAGGAACUUUGUUGUUUUAUCCCAUCUGUCUAAUAUUUUGAAAAUGUUACCAGAUAAGAAUGCUAUUCUUUUCCACUCACUUGAAUAAGAAAGAAUGGUCUCACAAGUGCAUAAUAUGGAACACAUAUUCCAAAGAGGAUGCAGAUUCCUUCUCUGCAUUGAUCUUCAUGAAAAUUGUCUACAUGCAGUCCUACUUUGUUGCUAAGAGUAAUUCACAGAUUUCACAGAAUAUUCCUAAUUGGAAGGGACCCACAGGGAUCAUCGAGUCCAGCUCCUCAGUGAAUGGCUCAUAUGUGGAUUGAACCCACAACCCUGAUGUUAUUGCACCCUGCUCUAACCACCUGUUUUGGUUUGGGUUUUUUUUGUAAUAAUAUAAUAAGAUUUUGGAACUGUAUGUGGUCUCAGUCAUGAAUCUGAUCACCCCUGUCUGAGGUGGGAACUCAGAGCCAGCAAGGCUGGAUUCCAUACUGAGGUAAAGCAGCUUUAAAAUGCUCUUUUUUCCCUUGGGCAACAAUGACUGAUGCCCAAAGACAUUCCUCUUUCAAAAGUUAUUCCUGCUGACAAAUGGCAUUGUCAAAAAUUACUAUAACAAAUACUUGGCCAGUAUUUGUGAAAUUGCAUUAGUAUGCUUGAUUAUGCCAAUUAGGUUUAAACUGCAGAAGUACCAAAGAAGUGGAAGGGAAAUACACUCAUUUUAUUUCCUUCUAAGUUUUCCAACAGCUCACUGAAUUCUAACAUUCAGUCGUGAGUGUCUAGUUAAUGAUAUUUCUCUAAGGAUAAAUGAGAUGUUAUAAAUCUUUUGCUUGCAGUAAACUGUUCAAAUGUAUGGCCUUCACAACUACUGUAAGCACUCAAAUCAUAGAACUAACGAAGGAAUCAAGGUGGGACAACAGAAACACUCUUUCUCUAGGGAUCUAUCAGCAGCUUAGAACUCCCAUAUUUCUAAGGUUUGUAUCCAGCACUUCAUGCUAUGCUGGCAUUAAAAAAAAAUAGAGUAUUUUAAAUUUCAUACUGCAAUAAUUUUAAAUGGAGAGAAAGAAGAAAACUUAUGAAUGGUUACAAGUUACAGUUUCUUAAGAUAGUAAUGCAAUCACUGCAGAAACAACAGUAUCUGGAAAACUAAUUAUAACAGACCCUUUCAGAUUUGAGCUGCUCAGAAAUAAGGACACUUGUUAAUAAAGCAAUGCAUCAAACUGAAAAUACUCUAGAUUCUCUGACAUUUUCCCCAAUUUGUUUGACAAGACAUAGAAAAAAGUGGAGAAAAGAUGACUUAAACAUCUUUUUUAUUACUUUUAUUUCAUUAUGAUGUAAGUUACAGCAGCUUCACAAAAAAUGAUGGAUAGAGAUCUAAGAACUCUCUGUCUGUUUUAUUGGACAAUCUUCACUUUGGCAAUUGUGCUGACUGUUGGCAAAGACACAAAUGUAGCAUUUGGUGGAAAAAAUGAGUCUGUGAGGGUAUGUAAGGAGCUAUUUAUCCAAAUGUGUGAUAUUUUGACCUUAUGGUGUUCCAUGUAUUAGUCCAGUCCCCGAGUCUGCUUCCCAAGGAUGACAAAUACACACUUUGCUUGUGCCGUGUGCUGGGCUGAGCGGGCAGCGUGGCCACGGCCUCGUGUUUGCUGAGUCUGAAUGAGAGGAGAAAAGCUGGUUCCCUCUGCUGCAGCAAGUCAGGUUGGCUGGGCCUGGUGCUGGGUUUCAGUGCUGGCAUGCUGGUUUAGUGUUUACAGUGCAAAAUGACUCUAGCAAAUCCAAGAUAAAAAUCGGGAUUUUUUUCUGCCCCUCAAGAAAUAUGUCUCCUGAGGGUUUCUUUUGUUGAUGAGCUCGGUUAUUGUAUAAAAUCACAGAGAUGCAAUCUCUUCAGCAACACAAUCAUGGUGCUUGGAAAAUCAACUGGGACAGGUUUUCUUCUAGUGAUUCAGUACAUUGCUUGAUGUCAUUACUGUUUAGUAUCAUCUGGAGCUCCAAAAAGUUCAAAUACAAAUGCAAUACUCAGUCAGUCAUUAACUGUGACUUGACAAUGGCCUGACUCCAUCUCUAUUAUAUGAUGGAUGCUUUGAGACUGGGGUUUUUGUUGUUGGUGUAUUGGUUUUUGUUUGGUUGGGGUUUUUUUCGCUUGGUUGGUUGGUUUUAAGGACGUUUUUUUAGUGCUACUGAGAUUUCCCCUGCAACAAACUCAGUAUUAAUAUUUAAUCAUCUAAAAUGGAUCUUGGAUUGUGUUGCAAAUGAUGAGUUGCUGAGGAAAGCACAAAGGAAAAUGACUAUAGAAAAUAAAUAUGAAUUUGCAAGUUCUAACUGGUCAGUGUUUUACCUCUGUAUGUUAAUCCAUUCUAUCAGCAAAUUAAUUGGCUUAGAAGAAGCCGUAAUACCACGGAAAAGAGUGUUGAAAAAACUGUAUUAACUGUAACCAUGGGUGGGCUAACCCACGAUCUCUGUACCAGUUGAAAUUCCCUCAGUGAUUAUGGCAACAGUCACAGCUCCAGCUUCCUUGUGGAACUUUCAGGUGAGAAACUGAAGAAGUGGAAUUUGGAGUCAGUCUGAAGCAAAGGUAAAGAGCAAUUGGAAUAAUCAAUUCCCCCUGGAAGGACUAAUGUUAUGCUGUUUCUUGUCUUAAUAAGUAGAAGCUUAACAUGUUAAUGAUUUCCUGGUUAUAUAAGGGUGCAUUUGUGCUGAGCAAAACUACUGGCAAUGGAUCAAAAGCUAUUUAAGAAAGUAAACUGACAAAGUUAA
Molecule: messenger RNA, 4704 nt
Organism: Corapipo altera (White-ruffed manakin)
Lineage: Eukaryota; Metazoa; Chordata; Aves; Passeriformes; Pipridae
Gene: RAB36
Product: RAB36, member RAS oncogene family
Exons: 13
Coding region: 540-1337 (265 amino acids)
Molecular function (GO): GTPase activity; GTP binding
Source: RefSeq, a predicted model, not a curated record